Messenger RNA from Durotheca rogersii, 1720 nucleotides. RefSeq lists its product as uncharacterized. The record is from RefSeq and is a predicted model, not a curated record. Gene Ontology annotation, biological process: cellular response to glucose starvation; regulation of mitotic metaphase/anaphase transition. The transcript has 3 exons. Lineage: Eukaryota; Fungi; Ascomycota; Sordariomycetes; Xylariales; Xylariaceae. Gene Ontology annotation, molecular function: protein serine/threonine phosphatase inhibitor activity. Bases 154 to 1623 code for a protein of 489 amino acids.
AUUUGCCCUAGUAAAUAUAUAUCUUAUUUUAUCUCAAGACAUUUAGCUAUCCUGGAUAGCAUCUAUUUCCGUCGGAUUCAAGCGCAUUAUCGACGUACAUUAAACCCCUCUCUUUGCCUUUUCAAUCAGGCCAAUAUCGAAUUCGCUGUCACCAUGGAUCCCAACUCAGCAUAUUCCAGGGGGGGCAGGGAUUCCAAAGAGACCAGCAUCUCGCCGCCGCCCCCUCAACGAACUGGGUCCGCCUCGAGCCUUCACAAGUUGGGGCAUGUCACGAGCCAUAGUCAUCGCUCGAGUCUCGCCGAGAACCUGAGGGGAGUUGUGCCUCCGUCCCCGAGGAAUCAACGCCAUCCAUCCUUUACCCAGGCUGCCAUUCAGGAACUGCUGAACCAUCCUCCCGCCCCGAGACACAAUCCCCGGUUUGCCGGAAGGGAUUGGCGAGACGUCGCUAUUGGGGAGCUCGUAUCCAAAGAUGACGUUACCUGGGUGGAGUUGGGUACCAGUGUUCAGGAUGCCACAAUGGCGCUCCUCAAGAACACCUCGAGCAAUGUCGUGAUCAUCCGAGAGAACGCCGCUAGCUCUGUCCCCGCCUCUACCUUCGACUAUAACGAUCUCAAUGCAUACUUACUUGUUGUGGUCGGCUUAGCGCAUCCUAGCGAAGACUUGGUCGAGUUAUAUGAUAGUCUGGCAAAGAAGGCCCAGGCCCGGAUUAAUAUACCACUUGGUGACAUCCAACCGAUAUUCAGAAAGGAGUCGCUGGUCACCCUUCAAGGGGAUGAAGAUCUGACCAAAGCCAUUGAGGUCUUCGGCAGUGGUGUACACCGCGUGCUUGUUGCGAAUCACAACGGUGAGGUCGUUGGCAUUCUGAGCCAGUUGAAACUCCUCGAGUUCUUCUGGAACGAGGGCAUAAACUUCCGCGUCAUCGAUGAGCUCUACCCGAGGGUCUUACGUGAUCUUGGCGUAGGUUCUCAGCAGAUAAUAGCUAUCAACGCAGACAGCCCUUUGACAGAGGCCCUCAAUCUUAUGAGCCAAGAAGGCUUGUCGAGCGUAGCUGUCGUCGACAAUGGCCUGAAUGUCGUCGGAAAUAUCUCCACAGCUGAUGUUAAGCUCCUCAUCAACGCCACGAGUCUCCCGCUAUUACACAAUUCCUGCAUGCACUUCGUCUCGGUAAUCUUGACGGAGAAGGGAGUUGAGAAAGGGAAGGAUUCAUUCCCCGUCUUCUAUGUGAACCCUUAUUCGACACUCGCCCACACCGUGGCCAAAUUAGUAGCAACUCACUCGCACAGGAUGUGGGUAGUGGAAUCGGCCUCUCCACCCUCUUCGGCGCCCGGGACUCCCUCACUCGGCCCCACAGUUGUCCUUCCAGCUCCUCCAUCUUCAUCCCAGACGUCCCUUAGCGGAAGUCAUUUUCCUUCGGUCCCGGCUUCCUCCCUGCCUGGAACUCAUCUAUCUGGGCGCCUAAUUGGCGUGAUUACGUUGACAGAUAUCCUCAACCUGUUUGCGAGAUCGACCGGGCUCAACCCAGCAGACCCAAACGAGCAACGCGCGAGACGACGACGAAGUUCUAGCAGCUCGGUCCGGCCGUCCAUUGAGUCGACCCGCGCGAGCCUCGACAUUCGACGCUGAAGUUAUAGGAUGAUUAUAUAACCGCACACUACGAAUUUGUUUACAUAAAAGCCAUCCUGCGCUCUCGGGCUUGUCUCAACCGUUUGAGCGGCAUGCC